Molecule: messenger RNA, 1157 nt
Organism: Halteromyces radiatus
Lineage: Eukaryota; Fungi; Mucoromycota; Mucoromycetes; Mucorales; Cunninghamellaceae
Exons: 1
Coding region: 60-1151 (363 amino acids)
Source: RefSeq, a predicted model, not a curated record
AAAAUCAUGCAAAUGAAUGGUCAAAUGAUUUGGAUACCUAUGAUUUUUUAACCAAGGAAAUGCAAGAACAACAACAACAACAACAAUUAGAAGCAAAACGACAACUGGCUCCUUUUCAACAAGCUUUAUUACAAGGACGUGCUGAACUACAAUCUAUGGUUGGUGUGCCAAUUCAUUUAAAGGAUCUUUUUUCAGAAGAUAGCCUAUGUAUGAUGUAUGAUGAUGAUGAAGAUGAUGAUGAUAGCAAUUCUACUCCUAUGACUGAUGAUGAUGAUGAUUCAACUACCAAGACAACGUUGAACGAUUUGAAUAUAGAUGAUGAUGAUUCAUUUGAUGUCAAGAAAACAGUCAAGAGAAAGACAUUAUCAAUUGCAGAUAUGUUUACAUAUGGUCAACAACAAAUACAACAUGGAUGGACUCGGCCGGUACAUGUACGAAUGCUAGUGAUUGUCAAACCAUUAUGUCUCACUCCUGAUUUUCCAGUACGACCCAAUUUCGAUUUUUAUCCAUAUCAAGUGUUUCGUACGCUUCAUCCAGAUGGAUUACAAUUCGCCACUGCCUCUUUAGAAUCACCACCUCCUCGACGUCAACCACAUCAUCAUGUUUCCAUGUCUGAAUUAUUGGAUAAUACCAUCAACAUCAAUUCUGCUAUCCUUUCCACAAAACGACCUGCUUCCUAUUGGCAUCAAGAAAAUAAGGAUGAUGAUUCAUUAUCUAGUCGGAACAACAACAAAUAUUUGGAAAAACGACGUUCAUUUUGUACUACAACUAUUCUGUCAUCCUCCCAGGCUUCAAAACCCAAUGGCUCUGCUAUCAGUUUUGUUGGUGACUCUUCUUGUGUACGAACAUCUAUGGCUUUAUUCUAUCAAGAUAAGGACUUAAAAGGUUGGACUGGACGUUUAUUGGAAUUUGAUCGACAACGAAUGACACAAGUUAAAAAUGAAUCUCUAUGCUCCAUUGAUGUGACACCAAAACCUCAGUAUUCAAGACCGUCACGUAUCACUUCCACUUGUUCUUUACCCAUUCAUUUUGACAAUCCCUCCACUGCUGUUGCUGCUACUGCUGGACAUACAACGACGGCUUCUUAUCCUCCUUCUUUAUCCAAACGAUUGAAACGAUGGUGGUUGACUCGACGAAAGAAAAAAACUUAGUUUUAU